CUUCUAUUGCAGGCAUACAGGCAUUCGCGUCCCAAGCUUCAUUUCCUCAUAAAACUGGUAUCCCUCUUGUUUUUUUUUGGUCUCUUUGAAUGGACAACAAAUAACGCCAGCCCAAACUUUUGAUUCUCCUAGUUGUAAUUUUCCUUUGGUGUCAUCUCCUCAUAACGUUGAGCAUCAGAGCCCAGCUCUUCUUCCAAUUAGCGGGAGGAAAGAAGUCCCCCACACGCAACUGCAAAACGGAAAUGCUGAAAGGGUUGCGCAAAAACAACGAGGCGGGCAAACUGAUCCGCCCGACCGGGGAAUUCAAGUGUCUGGAAUGGUCGGACACGAACUUCAACCCAGCAGGCGGAAAAGGCCCCCCUCAUCGCGACGAACCCUCUGCUCUCGACGUCGCAAGCCAAGAUGAGACGACGGGGAUCUUCAUUGCUACAAGUCACUGA
Molecule: messenger RNA, 440 nt
Organism: Aspergillus heteromorphus CBS 117.55
Lineage: Eukaryota; Fungi; Ascomycota; Eurotiomycetes; Eurotiales; Aspergillaceae
Exons: 2
Coding region: 243-440 (65 amino acids)
Source: RefSeq, a predicted model, not a curated record